AAUGACUACAUAUUCUUCGGCAACUUUGGAACUUUGGCAUGAAACCGAUAAAAGACAGCCAAUGAUUAUUCCUUGACAGCCUCUUGACACCAAACCAAUCGAUAGCUGCAAAACAGAGACAUUGAUUCAAUUGUUCGUCACACUUUUGGCAGCAGAGUGGCAUUGUUUCUUGGUGGAAGAGUUGCAUUCAACCCAACAGUGGAGCAAUAGUAUUACAAGACAGCAGAUACCACCAUGUCGGUCACUACAACCAAGACCGUCACGAAACAUUCCCACAGUAAUGAAGUACCACCACAGAUACCCUCUGGCUUUUCCAAAAUGGGCCCCAGCAUUGCUGGCUAUUUUGGUUGUUUGACAGCAGUUUAUGCGGCAAUUUACUUUGGAUACCUCGAUUCCGACUCGGUUCUUGGGUCUUUCAAGCCAUCCCCCGAGUAUUGCACAUCAUCAGAGACACCCUGCUCUCGAUCCGACCUCUUUGCGUUUCAAAUUUCCAGUGGAAUUGCCAUUUCCUUCUGUGGAGUACUGGGAUUUUAUACCUGGCACGUCAGCAAGAGAGUUCAUACGGCCCUGCCAGCCACUCCGGAAGGAAGACUCUUUGGUUAUCUACCCGAAAGUGAGCAACUGGCGGCCAUCAACUUUUCCUUUCAGUUUUGGGAUUUCUUCAUCUCGCUGCUCAUUCCCGAGCAUCGAACGCCUUUGAUGUUGGGGCACCAUACAGCAGCCAGUGUUGUAUGCUUUAUGUCAUUGCAACAUCAGAUGCUGCACUAUUAUGGAGUCUUCUUUUUGGGUGUCACCGAGUUUAGCAGUCUCUUUUUGGUGCUGAUCGAUCUGGCAAAAUUCUUUCCUCCCGAGCCAGAAACAACGUUUGAUACUAUUUCGGGCCUGUGUGGUCCCCUCUUUGCCGCCUCCUUUACCGUCUAUCGCGUAGUGUUAUGGUGGAAAGUCAGUCUGCUCCUGUGGCAGGAUUGCUAUCAUGUGGUAACCAAAGGCAGCUCGGACGCGUUACGUCCGGGCAAGAACUACGUCUUGUACAUAUUCCUCUUUCUGAAUGUACCCUUGGGACUUUUACAGCUGUAUUGGUUUGGUAUCAUACUCGACGCGGUGCGGAAUAUUCUUGCGGGGGAUGCAUAAUGAAAGUACUGGUCUUCAUAGAACUAGCUAGUAGUUUAUUCAUUACGGUAGGCAUCUGACGUUGUAGAAUUUCGGGU
This is a messenger RNA of Seminavis robusta, 1208 nucleotides long. Lineage: Eukaryota; Bacillariophyta; Bacillariophyceae; Naviculales; Naviculaceae. The record is from the annotation of a GenBank genome assembly.